AUUAUAACUGCAACAACAGAACUUUAAACCUUAAUGACUUUCCAAUGUUUUUGUUUCAGAAAAAAGUGGAUCCGUUUGUUAGCACAAUUCAUUUACCACAUUCCUUCAAGUCGGAUAUCAACAAAAUAGUGUUUUUCACUGAGAAUCCAGAUCAAGCCAGGAUAGCGAUGGAGAAUGGAGCAGCAGUUGCAGGUGGAGCAGAACUGGUUGAGAAGAUUUUAGCGGAUGAGAUCACAGCAGAUUUUUACUUGGCUGAGCCAGACAUGGUACAAAAGCUGCUCCCUUUGAAGAACAAGCUGAGGAAGAAGUUUCCCAAGAGCAAGAGAGGAUCAGUUGGAAUGAAUAUUCCCAAAAUGCUUGCAUUAUUCAAGAGUGGUCAUGAAUACAUGGUUGAGGACAUCUAUGUUAACACACAAGUUGCAACACUGGACAUGCCGAAUGAGUAUAUUCUGGCAAACAUUCAUGCCAUUGUAAAAGAUGUGGCAAGCCAUAAACCAGCAGAAUUUGGUUCUUUUAUUGAGCGAGCAAUUGUCUGCAGCAGGUCAAGUGAGGGUUUGCACAUUAAAAUCGAAGAAUUAUUACCACAGGAAGAGGAAAAGGCGUGACAUUUUUUGCUUUGUAUAUAUUUGCAUUGUACAAAAC
Messenger RNA from Sinocyclocheilus grahami, 642 nucleotides. RefSeq names its product 39S ribosomal protein L1, mitochondrial-like. Gene Ontology annotation, biological process: translation. The coding region runs from base 45 to 605 and encodes 186 amino acids. The record is from RefSeq and is a predicted model, not a curated record. Gene Ontology annotation, cellular component: large ribosomal subunit. Gene Ontology annotation, molecular function: structural constituent of ribosome; RNA binding. NCBI's taxonomy places the organism in Eukaryota, Metazoa, Chordata, Actinopteri, Cypriniformes, Cyprinidae. The transcript is spliced from 6 exons.